AGUCAGUUUGUGCUACUGCACAGAUCAAUGACUAUUCUUUUACUGGUACUGAUUUCACAGUGCUGUGACUCAUCAAGUUAUGGACUCGCCCAUAGAAAGAUACAUAAAUAUAGUGUCCUCCAAGAUGAAUCGUAUAUGGCUAUGGACCACGUGUAGCCUGCUGCCACUGUCACUAGCCAGCUGCAUGCGUACACAACCACGACGUGCUCUGCCAGCCUGCGUGCUGAUGUCUACGGCCACUGCCCAGCCACCAUGGACCAACCCACCACUAUCGCACUCAUGUGACGGCACCACAAAGUGCAUGAAUUCUAAACAAACUAGUCACAAGCUGUUUGCUGGCGCCUUCUCGCAGCUCCAGAGCUCUGUUCCCCAAAGGGGGAUCUGUGUGGCAACUGAGCUGAGGAAUGCAUUAACACCAGAGUCAUAGUUACAGUUAAUAAAUGCUAGCAGUGCCUGUUAUCCAAUGGCGCGCCUGCCGAUUUACCAUUAGACCAAAUUUUUGAAUUGUGCGAUGCACACGGGCGAGCAGGAAUGGGCGAGCAGGAAACAAUGCAGAUGCUGGUAUGAGCUGUGCAAUGGAAGUCUGAUUCUGCAUGCUACAAGCCACUUGGAUCGAGCUUAAUGAGAGUUACCCAAAAUGCACAGGGGAUCCUUUAGUUACAGCUGUCUGUUUGUACAUAUUGUUUUAAUGCAACUGUGAAGUGCACAGCAACCUGCGUUUUGGGAAGACAUUUAUCGGUUUCAUGCAUCCACUAUUUCCUAGCCUUCCCACAAUCAAGCAACAUGCUCUAUCACUGGUGAGUGUACAUUCUCUGUGAACAGUGUUCAAGAAGAUAUAUUGUACAAUGCCUGUUACUGCUGUCACAUGAU
Molecule: messenger RNA, 870 nt
Organism: Schistocerca serialis cubense
Lineage: Eukaryota; Metazoa; Arthropoda; Insecta; Orthoptera; Acrididae
Exons: 2
Coding region: 80-427 (115 amino acids)
Source: RefSeq, a predicted model, not a curated record